AUGGCAGCAACAGCAGCGUGGCUUGCGCCUCCUUCACGGACAGAGCUUAUUGAAAAUCUUGUAUCCGGGGUUGACCGUUACAACCCAUCAAAUGUUGGUAUUCUCGAGGACUACCUCUACCACCAGAUCCGCAGCCAGGAGUAUGACUGCCUCGCUAAUCUUGCUAUCUUGAAACUCUACCAAUUCAAUCCUGACCUCUUCAAUCCCGACGUGGUCAUCAAUAUCCUCCUCAAGGCUCUUACAGCAGAGCCUUUCCCAGACUUCAACCUCUGCAUAUCUCUGCUCGACGACCGGCCAAUUAAUGGCACUCUCGACGAGCCCGAUCCAUUGCCUACGCUUCUGCCGCUCCUCACAAAUCUCUACAACCUCCUUCACCAGUGUCGUUUCUCUGCGUUUUGGAGUAUGUAUCGGUCCGAUGAGUUGGAGGUUAUAAGAGAGAAUUAUACAGUGGAGUGCGCAGGAUUCGAAGAUGCCAUCCGGGAAGUCGCCGCGCGAUCUGUAAAGGCUACUUUCACGCGGAUCAGCAGUAAGAGGCUGGGAUCCUAUGUGGAUCUAUCAGGACCGGAGCUAGAGGCAUGGGUCGCGAAACAACGAUGGACAUCUGAUUCAUCCGCUGGGGUAGUCAGCAUACCACCAAACCCUGACAAUCAAAUUGAGUCGGUUGUCAUUCAAGAGCAUAUUAAGCUUCCACAGCUUAGCAAGGUUAUCUCACAUACUGUGCAAGCCAAAUGA
Molecule: messenger RNA, 732 nt
Organism: Suillus paluster
Lineage: Eukaryota; Fungi; Basidiomycota; Agaricomycetes; Boletales; Suillaceae
Product: ARM repeat-containing protein
Exons: 5
Coding region: 1-732 (243 amino acids)
Biological process (GO): regulation of translational initiation
Cellular component (GO): cytoplasm; eukaryotic translation initiation factor 3 complex
Molecular function (GO): ribosome binding; translation initiation factor activity
Source: RefSeq, a predicted model, not a curated record